ACCAUGUACCUUUCGUUCUCUUUGGGAACUACGCUGUUUUGUACUAUUCUCAUCAUCUACCGAAUCAUAAAAGUUGGGAGAUCUUCGAACAGCAUCGGUGCCUACCGCGGCGUCAUCGAAAUUCUCGUUGAGUCGGCUUCGCUCUAUGCCGUCUCUCUAAUAUUGUGGAUGGCUUUUUUGCUCCACAACUAUGAGGCGAGUGUUUACCCGGAAGCCAUAUACGUCUCUAUCACAGGAAUCGCACCUACUCUUAUCGUCGGACGUAUCGCGUCGGGACAAGCACGUCCUGAUGAUAGCUGG
Messenger RNA from Desarmillaria tabescens, 300 nucleotides. RefSeq lists its product as uncharacterized. The record is from RefSeq and is a predicted model, not a curated record. The transcript is spliced from 2 exons. The annotation marks the transcript as partial. Lineage: Eukaryota; Fungi; Basidiomycota; Agaricomycetes; Agaricales; Physalacriaceae.